Amyelois transitella is the source of this 1283-nucleotide messenger RNA. RefSeq names its product gloverin. Bases 159 to 707 code for a protein of 182 amino acids. The transcript has 5 exons. NCBI's taxonomy places the organism in Eukaryota, Metazoa, Arthropoda, Insecta, Lepidoptera, Pyralidae. The record is from RefSeq and is a predicted model, not a curated record.
ACUAGAGCCCUGAAUGAGAAGAAAAUCCCGGCGUUGUGAAGAUUUGUAUAAAUACCGUAUUCGUGAAAAUGAGAACAUCAGUUGAUGAAGAAAUUUCAUCGGAAGUAGGCACUAGUAUUUGAAAAGCCCAACGGAAGAUAGCAACGUUAUCAUCCAAUAUGCAGUCUAUCUAUGUGUUAGUUUGCUUGGUAGCAGCAGUAACAGCCCAGGAAAUUGUACAGGCCGAGGUAGAAAAUAACAGCUAUCCAACCUGGUACGUGCACCCUGACCACCUAAGGUUCCGUCGGCAGCUGUCAGCUGAUCCCAGAACUGGUGACGUCAGUUACCACCACGCGAUCUCAGACAGGGGGCAUGUCUUCGGCACCCUUGGUUCUAGGGGUGACUCCGCUUUUGGGAAAGCCGGGUACAAGCAUAACGUCUUCAACGAUGGCCGUGGCAAGCUGGACGCGACCGGGUACGGAACCCACGCCAUCAGUCCGUACGGCUCAUCCAACCACUUCGGUGGCCGGGUGGAUUACACCGGCGCACAUUCGAAAGCAUCUCUGGAUGUUAGCAAACAGAUUCAUGGCAUGACUUCGGUUGACGCGGCCGCAGGAGGUAGAUGGCCUAUCGGCAAAAAUGGGGAUUUCAGUUUACAGGGAACCUACAAUAGAAUAGGUCGUUUCCAAGACUACGGAGCGAGGGCUGGAUUGAACUAUCGGUUUUAAGUUAAACAUACAUACAUAUAAUCACGUCUAUAUCCCUUGCGGGGUAGACAGAGCCAACAGUCCUAAGCGGACUGAUAUGCCACGUUCAGCUAUUUGCCUUUAAGAUAGAAUUGAGAUUCGAAUAGUGACAAGUUGCUAGCCUAUCGCCUAAAAAAAGAAUCUUAAGUUUGUAAGCCUAUCCCUUAGUUUCCUUUUACGACAUCCAUGGGAAAGAGAUGGAGUGGUCCUAUUCUUUUUUGUAUUGGUGCCGGGAACCACACGGCACUAAGUAAUUAAUGAUUAUAUAUUGUAUGAAUGAGAUAAUGAUUUAAUCAAUGAAUACCUAAAGAAUGGGAAUGACAUAAUUAUAGUGACACUAGCCCCUUAAAAAUAGGUCACAUUGCAGAUGUUAUGUUUUGUAAGAUAUUUAAAAGUUAAGGAACAACUUUACGAAGUUUCAAAAUGUAUACCUACCUAUCUAACUUUUGCAGUUGACUUUUCAUUCAUAUUCUUUCUUAUGAAAAGUCAGUUUUUAAACUUUUUGUUAAAUAUAGUAUUUAAGUGACAAGGUAAUCAAUAAAUUUUCUAAGUAUUCAC